AUGGCUAGUGCCGGCGCGAGAGGCCAGAAGCCCGUUGGCUCUGCCGCAUGGAUUUCUACGGAGAAGGAAAAUGUUUCGCAGCUUGUGGAACAGGAAUUGGAGGAAGUGGAAUAUCCCGUGAGCCAUGAGAUGGAUUGGCUGAAUGAGCAUAUGGCAGAGAUCUUCAACAACAACCAAUUCAAUUUCACAGAGGCUUUUAAGACACCAGGAAAGUUACGAGGUAAGACGCCUCGCACUGCGCGCAAGCGGAACUUCGAGGAAUCUCGAGUGCCAUUGAGCGAAAUCUUCUCGACUGCCCACAACCAGAAAGAGAACAAGUCCAUCGCUAGCCCGACCGGUAAACGGUCGCCCGCGAAGCCUGCUGCUCCUAUACCGACGACAAACGCCAAGCCUACAACAGAAAAUGCGCCGCAACCCCAUUACCCUGACUUGAGCCAGAACCUGAACUCGCUCCCCCAAUAUAACACCGACUCAGGCUAUCAUGGCAUGACGGACGAUGAUGGUGAUGAUGAUGACGAUGUGGUUUUGACACAGACACAGCCAGAGUCGCAGACAUCCACACAAGCUUCGACACACCCUUUGCAAGAAAAAAAGCCUACCCCAGAGCCGCCCCAGACACACGACCUGGUCGAUCGACGCACAACAGAAUCCUCGUUCCAUUCGGCGCAGGAGGAUAAUCGCCAGCGCGGCGAGACAAUGGAACCUGCGGACGAUGCCCCAAAGACAUUACAGAAAGUUGAAGUGCAUCCUCCCAAAUUGCAGCUCAAGGAGAAAAAACCGGAAGAAAAGCCAGUCUCGAGGAAGUCUGAAUCUGGGCAGAAACAAGAUCCCGAACGGGUGCCAGAGAAAAAGGUCGCCGAAGAGCCAGAAUGGAAGCAUGAGCAGAAGCCCGAGCCGAAGUCAAAGCAGAAGCAGGAGCGUGAGCCUCAACCUGAACAGGAUCUCGAGUCGAAAUCAGAAGAGGAGCCCGAAACCGAACAACAGCCUGAACCUGAGCCUGAGCCUCAACCUGGACCAGUUCAGAAUACCAAAUCGUCGCCUGUGCACACCCCUGCAACGCAGCCAUCUCGGUCUGUACAAGAAGACGACGCUGCUGAGAUGGAGAAGGAGGAUAUGGCCCUUGAUAACCUUGACGACCAUGAUGAUAUCGGAUCACCUUCAGAUGGUUCGACUCCUGAACGACCACCGAUCCGCAAGAGCAGCUUGACUUUCGCGUCGCUCCCUGCACGAGAACCUUUGACAAAGAAGAGCCUGGGAGGUGCAAGGGUUUCCAGAACGAGCCAUAUCGGCUCCGGCUUCUUGGGGCGGCAAACUGGAGGUCACAGGACAACUCAAGCCGCUCUGGAGGAGAACGCAUCGCAGGCUCAAGGCGAGAAAAUGGACGUUGACGAUGAUGUGGAACUGACACGCGAUGGAACAGAUGCUGAGACGAGGGCGAGCAAACAACACAACAAGUCUUCCACGCAAAGACUCCAUGAGAAGAUCAGCAUGCUGGGCAAACUUCAGCCGUCACGACCCACCAAGUCAAUUCCAUCCGUGUCAGGCUUAUCCUCUGCACAGGUGACUUACCCUGACCUGCCGAAGACAGAGGCAAAACCCGAGGCAUCUGAUCGAAAAUCGCGCGAGACCCCGGCCCCUGAACCCAUGGCGACUGACGAGGAUGAAUGGAUCAAGCCUUCUGUGAACACUCCUCAGCGUCCCAAUCUGGCCAAAAGUCGGACUAUGGACAUCAUGGAGAAAAGUAACCAGGCCUUUGAGAAGGAUGACACGGCCCGUAGCCCUGACAUGGGUGGUAACCGAAUGGCGAAACCUUAUGAGGAUCACACUGCUGAGAUGAGUCGUCCGAAAUCCACGACACCGCUGUACACGCCUCCGCAACACCCAAACCACCAAAAGAGUGUAUCCGUGUCGAACUUAACCGGUGGAGGGUCGACCACUCCAGCAGGUUCCCCCAAGCCACAGGAUGCGCCAUUGAGUGCAUCUAAGUGGAAACUACAAUCGAUUAUGAAGUCCGCCAAGGGUCUAUUCUCUACGGCUGGCAGCGUUUCUGCUGCAGCAAGGGUCGAGGCUUCGUCGCCAACUGAGUCACUAAAGCAGCCUGAGGAGCGCAUCAAGCCUCAGAGCCUGAGCCGCCAGGAACCUCAGCCUGCUCAGGAAUCCACACCACCAAGGCCGGAAGGUCGUAGGACACGCAGCUCCACGGAACGGGAGGAGAAACGCAGGCAGCAAGAGGUUGAGGAACGUGAGCGGGAAGAGCAAGAAGAAAGGGCCCGAGAACAGGAGAAGCAAAAGGCAAUUCAACUCAAGGCUGCCCGGGAGAAGGCUUCACUUGAGCGUGAAGAGCGCGCAGCUUCUGUUGCACCGAGUCCCAAGAAAAUACCACAACCACAGAAACACGCAUCCAAGGAACCCGAACCCACCUACGAAACCGCUUCCAAGCCCGCAGCGCCUUCUUCGAUUCCCCAGCAAAAACAAAAUGAGCGUCGUCCCGUCAAGCCCACUCGGGAGACUCUUCAGAAACCAAAGCCUCAACCGGUUUCCAUCCGUGUCGGUAGUGCUCUUUCUCGACAGAUACCCAUGGCAUCCGGUUCAAAUGCUCAAGAAUCAGUCGCCGCUGCACCUACCCCCGCCUCUGCUUCGAAGCCGUCAACAAUCAAGAAGAAGGCUAGCAAUAACUCAUUACAUACGGCAUCUUCCAACAACAGCCUCAAGAGCUCAGUGUCCAGUAACUCGCAGCGCAAGGUUCAACUUGCCAGUGAGCGAAAGAGGGAACAGGAGGAACGUGAAGCGCGACGCAAAGAGGAGCAGAGACGUGAGCUGGAACGUAAACGCGCCGCUCAGCAACAGGAAGAAGCACGCCGUCAAGAGCUCCGGAGCCGUGCAGAGGCUGAGCGUCGCGAGCGUCAGGCGUCUGUGGACCCCAAGAAGGCUGCUCACAUGCAGGCAAUUGAAAAACGAAGGUUGGAGAAUCAACGGAGGCUCGAAAGGCAGGGCAGCCAACAGCCUGGUGAUACGGGCAUGCUGCAACAGCCAGAGAGGCCAGCUUCGCAAGCGUCCAGGUCGGCUUCGCGAUUGGGUUCGAUUCAGCCGUUUGGUCGGUCCAUCAACACCCCGCAGCCAAAUCCCGCCAAACCACCUAAGCGGGCCAUGGAUGACGAAGCCAGUCACCGUCCUGCACCUCCCAAGCCUAGUAUCAUACCUCAGCCUGGCGAUCCUAAGCGCAGAAGGACCGAGGAUGAACACAACCCUCCUCCGUCUGUACGUCCGGCCAUGGCUCCUCCGAUCCGCCAAUCCAAUAUCCGCAAAGAACCCACCAAGCCCUCCAUUUUUAACGGACAGCGCACAUCUACAGCACCCCAGUCCGGCUCCUCGAUCCUCAAGACCGCCCAACCGCAGAGACCCGCGCAUCCUCUGGACAUGUCUAAGUAUGCUAGCGGCAAGAUUCCCUUCGCAGAGCCCUCGAACGCGGCACAACCCAAACCAGGCCCAAGCUCCGCUCAAAAAGCCGCCAACAAACAAUCACCGAAAUACCCCAGUGGCGAAAACAUCGCCCUGCCCGAGAUUGCGACGGACAGCGAAGACGAAGACUCCGACGCAGAAAUGCUCCCUGUGCCCAAGUGGGCUCAGCCUAGGGAACUCGAGAACCUCCUCCGACAACAAGAAGGCAUGGAAGUCGACUCGAUCUUCGGGCCCGUCGCACCUUUUUCGCUCGAGGAAACCUUCAAGGCGGACAAGAAGAUCAAGAAAUUCCGUGAACGGACUAGUAGCGCGAAUUGGUCCGGUGCCGAUCGUCUGACGCAGGAUGAGAUUCGGAAGGAUCUUGCUGAGCGGCAGCGUUUGCGGUUGAAUGGGGGGUGGACUUUUGAUACCAAUUGA
Aspergillus chevalieri is the source of this 3876-nucleotide messenger RNA. RefSeq lists its product as uncharacterized. The record is from RefSeq and is a predicted model, not a curated record. NCBI's taxonomy places the organism in Eukaryota, Fungi, Ascomycota, Eurotiomycetes, Eurotiales, Aspergillaceae. The coding region runs from base 1 to 3876 and encodes 1291 amino acids. The transcript has 5 exons.